AUGCAGGCGUUCACAUUACUCUUUACAGCUGCCUCAGCAGCGCUCGGCGUAGUGGCCAGCCCGACGCCAGUCAACACACGUCAGGAAACCAGCCACGUGGGAUACCUCAUUUCAACCUUUUCCGAUGCCAGACCCGAAGUCCAACAGUACCUCUCCAAUGGGAACAGUGCCUCGAGCUUCACCUUUCUGAACGGUGGCCAGCCUAUCCUCGCGUCAACAGUCGGCACGAAAGGUGUCAGGGACAUCUACCUCACAACAAAUGAUGACCGGUCUCAAUAUUACCUCAUCGCAACUGACCUCGACAUUAACGCAGCCGGGUUCUCGUGGGACCAAGCCACCAGGACGGGAAGCCGCGGUAUUGUUGUCUGGAGCUCUACAAACCUCGUGGACUGGUCUGAGCCUUCACUAAAGACCAUCGACAGCGCAACGGCAGGCAUGGUCUGGGCGCCGUCGGCCGUCUACAACACCGAGGACAGCCUCUUCUACGUCUUCUGGUCCGCACGCCACUACGCCGACUCCGACACGGCCCACACGGGUACGGCGACCCUGGACAGGAUUCGCUACGCGACGACCGCGGACUUUGAGACUUUCAGCGCGCCGCAGGACUACCUCGCGCUGCCGGACACGCCGCUCAUCGACCAGGAGUUCCAGUAUCUCGGCACGAGCGGCAACUACGUCCGGUUCCUCAAGAACGAGACCGUCAACCAGGUGUACCAGGAGACCACGACGGGCGGGCUGUUCGGGGAGUGGACGCGGAUCCCCGGGUACGUCAGCAGCCUGAGCCCGGCCGAGGGACCCGCGGCGUACGCAGAUAAUGUGACGCCCGGGCUAUAUCACUUGCUGCUGGACGACUACACACAGUACAGGCCAUUCGAGACGUCGGACAUCGAGGGAGGAUCGUGGUCCGCCUCCAGCACAAGUGGAUUCCCCACUGGUCUGAAGCAUGGUUCUGUGACGCCGGUAACUCAGGCAGAGUAUGAUGCUAUUUCGGCUAAAUACUUGUAA
Messenger RNA from Diaporthe citri, 1005 nucleotides. RefSeq lists its product as uncharacterized. The transcript is spliced from 3 exons. Lineage: Eukaryota; Fungi; Ascomycota; Sordariomycetes; Diaporthales; Diaporthaceae. Bases 1 to 1005 code for a protein of 334 amino acids. The record is from RefSeq and is a predicted model, not a curated record.